Molecule: messenger RNA, 936 nt
Organism: Nannizzia gypsea CBS 118893
Lineage: Eukaryota; Fungi; Ascomycota; Eurotiomycetes; Onygenales; Arthrodermataceae
Product: bem46
Exons: 4
Coding region: 1-936 (311 amino acids)
Cellular component (GO): membrane
Molecular function (GO): palmitoyl-(protein) hydrolase activity
Source: RefSeq, a predicted model, not a curated record
AUGGCGGAUGCUCCUCCUCCUCAGCCACCGUCGGGUUGGAACUUCGCUGCCAUGGCCGGGAACGUAGUGCAGUUUCUCAGACUCCCCGUCCUGGCAUCUGGCGGUCUGGCCGUCGUAGCCAGCGGCAUGCUUUAUUUUAAACAAAAUGACCUGAUCUAUCCCCGCAACAUACCCGCCGAUGCACGAACAAACGUUCCCAAGCCAUCAGACUUCGGCAUGACCAACUUCGAAGACCUUCGUAUCCCCACCCCCGACGGAGAGGUGCUAGCAGCCUACUUCAUUCGCCCUUCAAACAGAAAGAUCAAAGCGCAGGUCACUGUGCUCAUGUUCCACGGGAAUGCGGGGAAUAUCGGCCACCGCGCUCCCAUAGCCCAUAUGCUCGAGCAGCAACUCGACUGUAACGUCUUUAUGCUGGAAUAUAGAGGGUACGGCCUCUCCACGGGAACCCCCGACGAGGCAGGGUUGAAGAUAGACGCCCAGACGGCGCUGGACUAUGUUCGGAACCGGGCAGAGUUGCAGGGCACUAAAAUCGUGAUCCACGGCCAGAGUCUAGGCGGUGCCGUGGCUAUUGAUCUUGUUGCGAAAAACCAGAAAGAAGGAGAUAUCAAGGCCUUGAUUCUGGAAAAUACUUUCCUUAGCGUGCGCAAAUUGAUACCAAGUGUCUUCCCUGCUGCCAAAUAUGUUGCUAGACUGUGUCAUCAGACAUGGCUGAGCGAGGAAGUGUUGCCCAAAAUCACUUCUGUACCAAUAUUAUUCCUCAGUGGCCUAAAAGACGAAAUAAUUCCGCCGGAUCACAUGCUACAACUAUUCAGCAUGGCCAAAGCGAAGGAAUGUAUCUGGCGCACGUUUCCCAACGGCCAGCAUAACGACACGGUUGCCGAGCCCAUGUAUUUCGAGUACAUACACUCUUUCAUCGUCGACGAAGUCCUGGACUAA